AUGUCUUCGGAACCAUUCAACAACGUUUACCUUCUACCACAAACUAAUCAAUUGAUCGGUUUGUACACAAUCAUCAGAGAUAAGAAUACGACGAGACCAAAUUUCAUAUUUUAUGCGGACAGAAUUAUUAGGUUACUGGUGGAAGAAGGCUUGAAUCACUUGCCGGUUCAAGAUUUGACUAUCGAGACUGACACGGCAGAGAAGUACGAAGGGUGCUCAUUUAUGGGUAAAAUUUGCGGUGUGUCGAUCGUUAGAGCUGGUGAAUCAAUGGAACAAGGUCUGAGAGAUUGUUGCAGAUCAGUUCGGAUUGGUAAAAUUUUAAUCCAAAGGGACGAGGAGACAGCGCAACCAAAGUUGUUCUAUGAGAAGCUUCCUGAAGAUAUCGCGAAUAGAUACGUUUUCUUGUUGGAUCCCAUGUUGGCCACGGGUGGUAGCGCAAUGAUGGCAACAGAUGUUUUGAUCAAGCGCGGGGUUAAACCUGAAAGAAUCUACUUCUUGAAUUUGAUCUGUAGCAAAGAAGGUAUCGACAAUUACCGAGCUCAAUUCCCCGAUGUCAAGAUUGUAACCGGUGCAAUCGAUAAAGGAUUAGAUAAGAACAAGUACCUUGUUCCUGGUUUGGGUGACUUUGGGGACAGAUAUUAUUGUAUAUAA
Messenger RNA from Zygotorulaspora mrakii, 651 nucleotides. It is a transcript of the gene FUR1, whose product is annotated as uracil phosphoribosyltransferase. The transcript has a single exon. Bases 1 to 651 code for a protein of 216 amino acids. The record is from RefSeq and is a predicted model, not a curated record. Lineage: Eukaryota; Fungi; Ascomycota; Saccharomycetes; Saccharomycetales; Saccharomycetaceae.